CUCAAAAAUGGGUGCAGAUGGCGCAUCGAACAGCGUGAAAAUCGGUGUCGGCCAAAACGUAUGGCGUGGCCACUCUUAGAUUUUUCUUUGUGGCGAAGGUAAUCGGCUGCAAUUUAUUAGCAAUUCGAAAAGGACGUUGAUAUUUGCGCUUGAACAAUGGUCGACAGAAUGGAAGAAAUAAGGAAGGAGCUAGCUGUGAUGCUUUAUGAUAUAAAGGCUGUAAAAUUUGGAGAAUUUACAACAAAGAUUGGUAUAAAAACACCAAUAUACUUUGAUCUUCGAGUCAUAAUAGCUUAUCCAACGAUCAUAGGUGUAUUAGCACAAGCACUGUGGAAACUUAGAAGACAUUCCACAAACAAAGUGAACCAAAUUUGUGGAGUGCCAUAUACAGCGUUGCCAUUAGCUACACUGAUAUCUGUACAGAACGAUAUUCGAAUGCUAAUAAAAAGGAAAGAGGCCAAAUCAUAUGGCACGAUGAAGCUGGUUGAAGGUGUAUAUUUACCUCGUGACAAUUGUGUAAUCAUUGAGGACGUUAUCACGAGUGGUAGCAGCAUCCUAGAGACCGUGAAUGUUUUGAGAAAGGAACAGUUAACUGUGACGGAAGCACUGGUGAUAAUAGAUAGAGAGCAAGGCGGCCGAUAUAACCUGGAAAAUCAUGAUAUCGAAGUCAAAAGCAUAUUUACAGUUACAGCAUUUAUGAAAUAUCUUUUCGAAGCCGGGAAGAUCACAAAACAAAUUAUGCAUGAUGUAAACAAUUACAUGAGAUCUAAUCAAGUACAAAUUCCACCUCUAAGUUUACCGAUGAAUAGACUGAAACUGUCAUAUUACAAACGUGCCGAACUAGCACAAAACCCGUUAGCCUCGAGGUUGCUGAAACUGAUGGAGAAAAAGCAAUCCAACCUCUGUCUGGCGGCGGAUUUCACAGAAGCAAAAGCGAUUUUACACAUAGCUGAUCUAGCGGGACCACACAUCGUUGUGCUAAAACUUCAUAUCGAUAUCGUGGAAGAUUUUGAUAAGGAGUUUAUGCGGGAUUUGAAGCAGUUGGCGAAGCAGCAUGAGUUUCUGCUGAUGGAGGACCGCAAGUUUAGCGAUAUUGGCAAGACGGUCGCGCUGCAGUACAACAAGGGCAUUUACAAGAUCUCUGAAUGGGCAGAUCUAGUCACGGUGCAUGCCGUGUCUGGUAAAACUGUUCUCGAUGCACUGAAAAAGAGUCUGCCACCGGACGUUACAGAGCAUCGUGGUGUCUUCUUAGUUGCCGAGAUGUCAUGCAAAGACGCGUUGACAAAGGAUAACUAUCCGAAGAAUGCCGUGUCGCUGGCGGAGGAUGCCACCGACCUAGUGAUUGGUGUCGUGUGCCAGUCAAAUCUCUUUUCGUCGCCUGGUUUGCUGCAGCUGACACCCGGGGUCAAGCUGACCAGAGGCGUCGAUGAGCUUGGUCAGCAAUACAAUGAUCCGCAGUCUGUUAUGAGCGCUGGCGCUGAUCUGGUUGUAGUUGGUAGAGGCAUCACGGAAACGAGUGACGAGCUGGGGGCCGUCAUAGAGUACAAGAAGCAGCUUUGGGCGGCGUAUGAGAACAGAAUGUGAGAAUAUGUUGUGAAAAUAUGUGAUUCGAAUUAGCUGGUUGACAAAGUUAAAGUUUUAUACCUCUAAAUAUUUCAGAUUAAUUAUCCUUCUUCUUAUUAUUCCUUUUCGAUAGUGAUAUAAAAUACUAUAAAAUUAUAUUUUUGCUAUUUAAUAUAUUAUACAUAUUUAUUGUGAAUUAAAUUUAUAUCAUACAAUUAUCCUUCUUCUUAUUAAAUUUAUAUCAUACAA
Molecule: messenger RNA, 1812 nt
Organism: Odontomachus brunneus
Lineage: Eukaryota; Metazoa; Arthropoda; Insecta; Hymenoptera; Formicidae
Gene: r-l
Product: uridine 5'-monophosphate synthase
Exons: 4
Coding region: 157-1584 (475 amino acids)
Biological process (GO): 'de novo' UMP biosynthetic process; 'de novo' pyrimidine nucleobase biosynthetic process
Molecular function (GO): orotidine-5'-phosphate decarboxylase activity; orotate phosphoribosyltransferase activity
Source: RefSeq, a predicted model, not a curated record